GGGGCGAUGGGGGCGGCGGUCUUCUUCGGCUGCACCUUCAUCGCCUUCGGGCCGGCGCUGGCCCUCUGCCUGCUGACCGUGGCCGGAGACCCCCUGCGCGUCAUCAUCCUGGUGGCAGGGGCCUUCUUCUGGCUGGUCUCCCUCCUCCUGGCUUCUUUGAUCUGGUUUAUUUCGGUGCAGCUCAGUGACCGGAAUGACGGGCAGCUGCAGUACGGCCUCCUGGUAUUUGGGGCGGCGGUCUCUGUCCUGCUACAAGAGGCCUUCCGCUUUGCGUACUUCAAGCUCCUCAAGAAGGCAGAUGAAGGGUUGGUGACCCUGAGUGAAGAUGGCCGGCCUCCCAUCUCGAUCAAGCAGAUGGCCUACGUAUCCGGACUAUCUUUUGGGAUCAUCAGCGGCCUCUUUUCCGUCAUCAACAUCCUGGCAGAUUCCAUCGGUCCGGGCACUGUGGGAAUCCAUGGGGACUCACCCCACUACUUCAUCACGUCAGCCUUCUUGACCAUGGCCUUGGUUUUCUUGCAUACCUUCUGGGGGACCAUCUUCUUUGACGCUUGUGAGAAGGGUCGUUACGGGAUUCUGGGGCUGGUGGUCACCAGUCACCUGCUCACAUCUGGCUUGACCUUCCUCAACCCUCACUACGAAGCCAGCCUCAUCCCCCUCUUGCUCCUGACGCUCUCCACGGGGGCCUGGGCCUUCUUCACCGCCGGAGGGUCUCUGCACAGCAUCCACGCCUGCCUCUCCAGCAAAAAGGAGGAGGGGGAUUCCGUCAUGGUCUAUUCGGCCCUGCAGCUCCCAGCUGAAGACUGAGCGGCGCUUGGGCAUCCGGGAUGCUUCUUAAGGCUCAC
Euleptes europaea (tarantolino) is the source of this 842-nucleotide messenger RNA. RefSeq names its product aph-1 homolog A, gamma-secretase subunit (gene APH1A). The record is from RefSeq and is a predicted model, not a curated record. Lineage: Eukaryota; Metazoa; Chordata; Lepidosauria; Squamata; Sphaerodactylidae. Gene Ontology annotation, molecular function: protein-macromolecule adaptor activity. Gene Ontology annotation, biological process: Notch signaling pathway; positive regulation of catalytic activity; protein processing. Gene Ontology annotation, cellular component: membrane; gamma-secretase complex; endoplasmic reticulum. The transcript has 7 exons. Bases 7 to 804 code for a protein of 265 amino acids.